Messenger RNA from Mauremys mutica (yellowpond turtle), 1493 nucleotides. It is a transcript of the gene LHFPL1, whose product is annotated as LHFPL tetraspan subfamily member 1. Bases 115 to 777 code for a protein of 220 amino acids. The record is from RefSeq and is a predicted model, not a curated record. Lineage: Eukaryota; Metazoa; Chordata; Testudines; Geoemydidae. The transcript is spliced from 3 exons. Gene Ontology annotation, cellular component: membrane.
GUUGCCCCUUCUUUUGUCCCUCUCUGAGGUUUGUGAAGACCACUGACAGGGAGACACUUUACAUGCCCUGAGGCAGCUACCUUCAAUUUCACUUCUAACCAGAGCUCUAAGAAGAUGGGCAGCAGUUUGACGCUGGUUGGGGCCCUCUGGGCUUUCCUAUCCUUUCUCACAGCAGUUGCCAGCUCGGCCAGUUACUUUGUGCCCUGUUGGCUUGUUGGUUCCCAGAUGGGGAAGCCGGUUUCAUUUGGCACCUUCCGACGGUGCACGUACCCAGCUCGGACGGAGGAGAGGCACCUGGUGAUGGUGGAAGAAUGUGGGAGGUAUGCCAAUUUUGGGGCUAUCCCCAGCUUAUCCUGGCAGAUCUGCACCGUGGUGACGGGAAUUGGCUGUGCCUUGCUGCUCCUGGUGGCGUUAGCAGCCAUCCUGGGUUGCUGUGUGGAAGAGCUCAUCUCUCGGAUGAUGGGACGCUUCAUGGGGGCAGCCCAGUUUGUAGGAGGGCUGUUGAUAAGCUCAGGCUGUGCUUUGUAUCCCUUAGGAUGGAACAGCCCAGAAAUACAGCAGACGUGUGGGAAUGCCUCCAAUCAAUUUCAGUUAGGAACCUGCAGACUUGGCUGGGCAUAUUACUGCAUGGGAGGUGGGGCGGCUGCAGCCAUGCUGAUCUGUACCUGGCUCUCGUGCUUCGCCGGAAAACAUCCCAAACCCGUAAUGUUAGUGAAGAGCAUCAUGCAGAGUGCAAAUCCAUAUGGAGUGGAGCUUGAGUGCUGCCUUAAACAAUGAGCUUUCCUGGAUACUCUCCUAAAAAAGAAGGAGGCGUGGUGGCAACAUGGUCCAAACUUCUCUGGCUGAUACACAUGAACUCCCACUUUUCUGUCGACAGCAGGAACCGAAGACUGCUCCCAACUACUGUUGCAUAUCUGGGCUAACUCCAGUCAGGUGGGGUUGCUCUAGAUUUACAUGGAUGUAACUGAGAGCACAACUUGGGCUACAAUGAUCAUAGAAACAAUUACAGUCUCCUUGUGGACCAGGUUCUAAGAACAAGAGGCCAAUUUCCUCUGCACUGUGACUCCCUUGAAAUCAGGGGAUGAAUUUGGUCCAAGGAAAAUAUUCGUGCGUUCUCUGAAUGUAAGCUAUAUCUCCAUUAAUAAUACCACCUGACUCUUAUCUAGAAUUUUUCCUCAGCAGAUCUCAAAGUGUUUUACCAAUGAGGGCAGUAUCAUUAUCCUAAUUUUACAGAUGGGGAAACAGAGGAACAGGGAGUUGCCUAAGGCCACACAGUAGGUUUGUGGUAGAGCAGGAAAUAGAACCCAGGUCUUCUGUGUCUCUACUGCACCAUCUACUUGACCACACUGCCACACUCAGGAGUGUGCGUCAGGCUGCUUUGCUAUGCUCAGCUCGCUGGUUGUGCCAGGUUAUGGUUGCUUUACAAUUGCUGGAGCAGUGCAGUACUGGUACAGAAACAGGAAACGGAGCCCCAUGUGCAGUGUUUAUCUAAA